This is a messenger RNA of Poecile atricapillus (Black-capped chickadee), 1911 nucleotides long. It is a transcript of the gene DHODH, whose product is annotated as dihydroorotate dehydrogenase (quinone). The coding region runs from base 37 to 1371 and encodes 444 amino acids. The record is from RefSeq and is a predicted model, not a curated record. The transcript is spliced from 9 exons. NCBI's taxonomy places the organism in Eukaryota, Metazoa, Chordata, Aves, Passeriformes, Paridae. Gene Ontology annotation, biological process: pyrimidine ribonucleotide biosynthetic process; 'de novo' pyrimidine nucleobase biosynthetic process. Gene Ontology annotation, molecular function: dihydroorotate dehydrogenase activity. Gene Ontology annotation, cellular component: cytoplasm; mitochondrial inner membrane.
GGCCCCCGGAAGUGCCCUCGUGUUAGGCUGAGUGUGAUGGCGGCGCCGCUGCGCGGACGGCUGCGGGCUCUGGCGCUGGGAGGCUGCGGGCUGCUUCUGGGAUCGGCGCUGGCGGCAGGCGACGAGCGGCUUUACGCGGCGGUGAUGCCCGCGCUGCGGGCGCUGCCCCCCGAGGCCGCCCACGGCCUGGCUUUGCGCGUCGCCGCCCUCGGGCUGCUGCCCCCCACCCGUCCCGACGGCCCCGCGCUGGAGGUGCGAGUCCUCGGGCAGCGAUUCCGCAACCCAUUGGGCCUAGCUGCUGGCUUUGACAAGCAGUGUGAGGCUGUAGACGGCCUGUACAAGAUGGGCUUUGGCUUUGUGGAAGUGGGAACUGUCACACCCAAGCCCCAGGAAGGGAACCCCAAGCCCAGGGUCUUCCGGCUGGAAGAGGACGAGGCAGUUAUCAACAGGUAUGGAUUCAACAGCCAUGGCCACAUCGCGGUGGAGCGCAGGCUGCGAGCCCGACAGGAGACACAGAUCAGGCUCACUGGUGCUGGGAUGCCUCUUGGAGUCAAUCUGGGCAAGAACAAGAGCUCUACUGAUGCUGCAGCUGACUAUGUGGCUGGGGUCCGGACACUGGGCCCUUUGGCUGACUACCUUGUUGUGAACGUGUCCAGCCCGAACACCCCAGGGCUGCGGGACCUGCAGGGCAAGGCUGAGCUGCGGGAAUUGCUGAGCAAGGUGCUGCUGGAGAGGAACCUGCUGCCCUGUGAGCGUAAGCCAGCUGUGCUGGUGAAAAUUGCCCCUGACCUCACUGCACAGGACAAGCAGGACAUCGCCAGCGUUGUCUGUGAGGUGAGGAGGCAGGAAGGGGAGGCCACCAGAGGCAGGACCAUGGUGGUCCUGGCAAGUCACCGCUCUGGAAGACAUGUAUGCCUGCAGCUCUCUGGCUGCUGUAGGGAUGGUGUCCUGGGUAGGUCAGAGUUGCUAGGUGUGGAUGGGCUGAUAGUCAGCAACACCACCGUGAGCCGCCCCAGCAGCCUCCGGAGCAGGCAGCGCAUGGAGCCUGGGGGCCUCAGUGGGAAGCCCCUGCGGGAGCUCUCCACACACACCAUCAGGGAGAUGUACGCUCUCACUCAAGGCCGGGUGCCCAUUAUUGGCGUGGGUGGGGUGAGCAGCGGGCGGGAUGCCCUGGAGAAGAUCCGUGCUGGAGCCUCGCUUGUGCAGCUGUACACAGCACUUGUGUACCACGGGCCACCAGUGGUGGGGGCAGUGAAGCAGGAACUGGAGGAGCUGCUUAGGGCUUCAAGAACGUCAUGGAGGCAGUUGGAGCAGAUCACCGCUGCUGACAUGCUGCAGAAUGAAGGUGUGGCUGGAAGGAGCCAUGGCUGAGCAAGGAUGGAUGUGACAAUUCCAGUGCUGGGCAGACUGGGACUGAGACAGGGUCCUGGUUCCAGCCCCUGGGAAGGGUCUGAUGGGUGAAGCAAGGGGCUGCACUGGUGGGGAGCAGGGGCAGGGCCUUCAUGACAGUGCUGCUUUUCAGGCUUGUGUUUUGGCUUCCCUGUGGACAGCAGAACUGAGUGUCAAUAAACAUUUGGCUCACCUCGUUCUGUGUGCUGCUCUGGGGACACUCCAUGGGCUGGAGGGAUGCAGCUUAGCUCUCCUUAGCUGAGCAGGAUCAGCUCUCCCACUUUUCUUGGUGGAAGAAGCCACCAGGGUACCUCAGCACUGGGAUGGACUAAGUGUACCAGGACUGUGCUAGCAGAGACUUCUGACUGAGGAGCAGCCCACCCUGAGCAUCAGGUGCACUGUUUCUGCACCCUGGCUACCCACAGCCCAUAGACCUGGCCUUGCUGAAGCUGAAACAGGAGGUGCUGCUUGGAGAGGAGGUGCUGCCCAUCUGUCUGUCCCAGAAGGACUAUGUGCACUCAG